ACAAUGACGACAACGCCAAGCCUCUGCUGCGUAUGAUCCCCUGCCGCCUUCUGACACGCUCUCGGCGUUCUCUCCGGAAUAUAUGCCUCGAAAAGGGCACCAAUUUCUUCCUUUUUCAGGCACGGGAUAAGAUGAUUUUUGUUAAGUUCUAGUCUAUUUAUUGCCAUAUUUCCCGUUCGAUUUCUUCUCCACAACCGCUUAAAGCCAUGGAGACCGACGGUUUCCCGGGGGCAAUACCGGAGAACACGCUUCUGCGGCUCCGGUGCUCAGUUAAGAACUACGAUUGGGGCCGAAUCGGCCUGGAAUCCCGCGCGGCGCGGCUGUACUCUCUGAACACCGGCGAGGAGGUUCGGGAGGACAUGCCGUACGCCGAAUUCUGGAUGGGGACGCACGACUCCGGCCCGGCGUACGUCGCCGGACCGGUGACCGGCGGCGGGAAGGAGAAUGACUCGCUGACUUUGAAGGACUUGAUUCGCCGGAACCCUACUUUAGUCGGCAAGAAGGUUGUUAGGACUUGGGGCCCGGAUCUUCCGUUUCUGUUCAAGGUGCUUUCGGUUGCGAAGGCAUUGUCGAUACAGGCGCAUCCGGAUAAAGAAUUGGCUGCUCGGCUGCACAAAGAGCAGCCUGAGGUGUACAAGGAUGAUAAUCACAAGCCGGAGAUGGCUCUGGCAAUCACUGAUUUUGAAGCCUUGUGCGGGUUCAUUAGUUUCGAGGAGCUCAAGCUUGUUAUCCAAACUGUUCCGGAGAUCAGGGAAGUGGUUGGCAGUGUGCAUGUAGAGGAGGUGUUGCAUGUUAACGCCCAUGAAAUGGAUGAGAAUGCAAAACCAAUUCUGCAGUCGUUGUUUACGACGCUUAUGUCAGCUAGCAGCAAUGUGGUUUCACAAGCCCUAACCAAACUGAUAAGCCGGCUUAAUAUAAAACGUGAGGCAAGGGAGCUCACUGACAAAGAGCAGCUAGUGUUGAGACUUGAAAAGCAAUAUCCAGGCGAUGUUGGUGUUAUAGCAGCAUUCUUGUUUAACCAUGUUAAACUCAGUCCUGGUGAAGCUUUGUAUUUGGGUGCAAAUGAGCCUCACGCCUAUCUGUUUGGUGAAUGCAUUGAAUGUAUGGCAACCUCAGACAACGUUGUGCGUGCUGGCCUUACCCCAAAGAAUCGUGACGUCAAGACCCUUUGUUCAAUGCUCACAUACAAUCAGGUAUUCCCGGAAAUCCUUAAAGGAGAUGCUUUGGGUCCAUAUACAAAGAGAUACAGCCCUCCCUUUGAUGAGUUUGAAGUUGACCAUUGUGCCCUUCCUCGAUUAGCAACCACUGUCUUCCCUGCCGCUCCGGGCCCAUCUAUUUUUGUCAUUAUGACCGGAGAUGGAACGAUGAGCACAAGAUCAUCUAACGAGGCAGUCUCCGAAGGACACGUGCUGUUCGCGCCUGUAAACACAAGUGUCACCGUCUCCACCACCGCAACCGGUUUAAGUCUAUUCAGAGCUGGAGUGAGAUCAUGUUAUGAGUAGUGGUUUUGGUUUACUCCAAUCGUUCACAAUUAACCGAUUAUUAUGACUUUUUGUGAUACAUUAAAAGUUGAAUGAAUGUGGACAUGAUGCAUGAUAAUGUUCAUUUAACUUUUGAUGUAUCUUAAAGGUCACAUGGUCGGUUAAGUUUAAAUGUGAAUGAAAGAGAGUAAGUUACUAUAGUGUGUACAUGUGAAGUCACAAGUGGGCGUUUCUUGUAGUAUGCAGUGAGUAAUAAGAUGCAUGCCCCACUUUUGUAUAUGGUGAUAAUGUGGUUUUAUACAUAGUAAGAACAAUAUCUCUGUUCCGUUCAAAAUGUAUAAAAAAAUAUUCCUUCUGUCCCUAAAUAUUUGUUUGUAUUCUCGAAGUAAAAUAUCAAGAGUUUU
Messenger RNA from Cuscuta campestris, 1885 nucleotides. The record is from the annotation of a GenBank genome assembly. NCBI's taxonomy places the organism in Eukaryota, Viridiplantae, Streptophyta, Magnoliopsida, Solanales, Convolvulaceae.